AUGACAUCAACAUCAUGUGACUAUGAUACAGUGUCAUCGACUAGCGGUAGUAGUGGGAUUAGUAAUAGUAAUAGUUCAUCAACAGAAACACUAUUUAAAUUAGUUACCAACAAUGUAGUGAUUAAGAGAAGGAUAUUUGAAUUGGUUAGAUGGAUUAAUGUGGCGUGUAUGAUGGACUAUCGAAUCAGUCGAAACAAUCAACAGAGAAAGAGACACCAAGAUGGCGCGAGACAAGGUUGUUGUUUCGAGGUGAGCGACGCUUACAAUAGAAGAACACUCGUCUAUCAGUACUUUAUCAACCCAAUGUCUACACACGACUUGCAGUUCUCCUAUUCACUUGACCUCUUUGUACGGUACGGUCGAGGUGACUUGUUUCUCAAAAACACCAACCUGCUUAUGCCAUCACAUCUCAACGACACCAAAAGCUAUGGUAGUUUGUGGAACACUGCAACAAGAUUGGCUAAUCCUCUGGUACUGAGGUAUCUCGCCAUCCACGCCACCUUUGAUCCCAAACUAUGCAAGAACUUUUUAAGAUCAAACUAUCAUUACCGAUACAAGAUUAUUUCAACCGUUAAAUCUGGCAGACAACCAAGACCACUAAGCGAUCAAGAAGAAUCAGCCAACCGAGUAAACAUGCAGUCACUCCUAAUCAUCAUCCAAACGGCAUUCAUCUUGCACGAAAAGUAUCCAAAUGUCUUGGGAUUCAACUAUAGUUCAAAACUCACUAAAUUAAUGUUCCGACAUCCAAUCAUUUGUAAUACUCUAAUCAACCAUAUAAUUAAAUUGUAUAGACUUGAUAUGAAUAUUUUAUCCUCUUCUUCUUCAUCCACUUCAUCUUCUUCGUCUACAUCAACGGAUGAAUUAAUCAUAUUAACAUUACAAAUGUUAAAGGAAUUUAAUUUAUAUCGAUUUAAUUUGGAUGAUUUAAUAUUUAAAUGUAUUAAAUAUUCAAAGUUGGUAUUACUGGAAUAUUUGUUAACAAAUUAUGGUGGUAAUAAUUCAAUCGUUACAGGAUCACAUUUAAACUUUGCCAUUUGGAAUGGAAAUCAAGAAUGUAUUCAACUCAUUUUGAAUAGAAUCAACAACAAAGUAACUAAUUGUAAAACAUUAAAUUCAUGUUUGAAUUUAAAAAUAUUAAAUCAAAUCGAAGAGAAAGAAAAGAUACAAAAAGAAAUGGUUUUGGGAACUAUUUCAAUGGUAUUGGAUAAACUGUCACCAAAUGAUAAUGAUGGGAAAUGGUUGGUGGAUUCAAUUCAUCCAAAGAUACAAUCAAACAAAUUAUUAGAUAUCCUUUUCAACUCUGAAAAGGUUACUAUUCAACCAAAUCAAUCACGAUCACCAACAACAACAACCAAAGAAUCAAACCAACCAAUAUUAAUACCAAUCAAAUCAAAGUUAUUUGGUUCAAUUGUACAAUCAAAUAAUAUUGAUACUUUAAAAUAUUUUAAAGGUUUGGUACUUGACAAAUACAAUAACAAUAUGGUAGAGUUUGAUUAUAACCAUGCAUUUAAUUGUUGUUUAAAAAAUGAUGUAUCAUUGGAAAUACUUAAAUAUGUUUUGGAGUGUCAUGCCGAGGUUGAUUGUGAUCGUAAAGAGCAAUAUCAACUAGACUAUAUUUUGACAAGAGAUGCAAGUCAAAAUACUAUAAACAACUAUAUUGCAAUGUUAAAGUAUGUUUGGUCGGUUGGUCGGUUGAAAUUGACAUUACUCAAUCUCGAAAGAAUGUUUGAGCAUUCUAAUCAGUCACUGUACGAGUUGGUGGAUCUGGUAGACCAAACCAAACCUUUGCACCAGUAUCCAGCCGUUCAACAAACCAGAUUCCACCGACAACUAAUGCUUUGCUCAUCUAUGGAUUUGAUCGAUCGAGUGUUUACUGCAUUGUCUACCUCUGACCGUGAAAUCUUUGAAACCAUCUCGCCAUAUUGGUUACUAGGUGCCAAAGUCAGUAUCAAUGUGGAUAUUUUUAAAAGAGUUGCCAAACAGUAUACUUCUGAAAGAUCCACUAUGGGUGCUAUCAUUACCAAUCUCGUUCAACGACUCUUAAACACCAUUGACUUUUGUGUCAGACUAUUAUUCCAUCAAAAUAAUAGUAUCAAUACAAAUAAUAAUAAUAAUAAUAAUAAUAAUAAUAAUAAUAAUAGUGAUAUAAUUUGUUGGAAUAGAUCAUUAUAUAAUAUCCAAGAAGUGAUAAAGAACUGUAAAGAAUUUUUAGUCUAUAUUCAACUCAACAAAUCAUUAUUUUACAAAAGGUUUUCAUCAACGGUUUGGAUAUCGGAUGUUGUUUGA
Molecule: messenger RNA, 2286 nt
Organism: Cavenderia fasciculata
Lineage: Eukaryota; Evosea; Eumycetozoa; Acytosteliales; Cavenderiaceae
Exons: 2
Coding region: 1-2286 (761 amino acids)
Source: RefSeq, a predicted model, not a curated record